Bombina bombina (fire-bellied toad) is the source of this 1589-nucleotide messenger RNA. RefSeq names its product gastrula zinc finger protein XlCGF17.1-like. NCBI's taxonomy places the organism in Eukaryota, Metazoa, Chordata, Amphibia, Anura, Bombinatoridae. Gene Ontology annotation, biological process: negative regulation of transcription by RNA polymerase II. Bases 208 to 1314 code for a protein of 368 amino acids. The transcript has 6 exons. The record is from RefSeq and is a predicted model, not a curated record. Gene Ontology annotation, molecular function: DNA-binding transcription repressor activity, RNA polymerase II-specific.
UAGACACAGAUCUGUACAUUUUAUAUGUAACAUUUACACCCUCCUCUCUAGUUAUAGGUCAGUGUUACUGUGAGUGACAAGGUGAGUAUGUUACUCAGUGUCACACACAUCACUGAAGGACCAGAACCAGUUCUUUGAGUAUUGGGCUGACUCACGUGUGAUCAACAAGAUGAAGAUUGAAAGGAACCAGAUUUCAGACAUCUAAAAAUGCUGACUGGGGAGGAACAAAUGGAGUUUGAUGAAGUUGCAGUUUAUUUCUCGGAGGAGGAGUGGGGCUGUUUAACUGAAGAACAAAAAGAGCUUUAUAAGAAUGUGAUGAUGGAGAAUUACCUGACCCUCCGGUCUCUAGGAUAUGUUCACCUGAAACCUUUACUUGUUACACAAAUUGAGCACAGAGAACAGCUGUAUGUGUGUAGUUUUCCAAUUACCAAAGAUGAUGUUAAGACUGAAGUCACUCUUAAUGCUGAACAGACAAGUGAUCUGUAUCCAAAUAGUCAUCUGGAAGCUAUGAAGCAGGAAAUCAGUGACAAUAUCAGUACAGGUGAUGUUAAGACUGAAGUUACACUUAAUGCUGAACAAACAAAUGUUCUGUAUGUAAAGAGUCAGUGGGAACCUGUGAAGCAGGAAAUCAGUGACAAUAUCCGUACAGGUGAAAUAACAAACUGCAGUUAUUCUAGUUAUGGACAGAUUGCAGAUGCUUCUUUUAAUCUUUUUCAAAAUCAAAUAACCCACGUGGGAAAUAUAUGUUCUGAAUGUGGAAAAUGUUUUUCAAAGAAGUCACAUCUUUAUAGACAUCAGAAAAUUCAUACAGGAGAGAAAGCAUUUUUAUGUUCUGAAUGUGGGAAAUGUUUUACCUGGAAGUCACAACUUUAUAGACAUCAGAAAAUACAUACAGAAGAAAAGGCAUUUUCAUGUUCUGAAUGUGGGAAAUGUUUUUCCAGGAAGUCACAUCUUUAUAGACAUCAGAAAAUUCAUACAGAAGAAAAGGCAUUUUCAUGUUCUGAAUGUGGGAAAUGUUUUAAUCAGAAAUCAAAUCUUACUGGUCAUCUUAACAUUCAUACAAGACAGAAAAUAUUUUCUUGUUCUGAAUGUGAGAAACAUUUUUCUAGCAAAUCAAAUCUUAAUAGACAUCAGAAAACUCAUACAGAACAGAGAGCAUUUUCAUGUUCUGAAUGUGGGAAAUGUUUUACUUUUAACUCAAAUCUAAUUAGCCAUCUAAAAAUCCACACAGGACAGAAAGCAUUUUCAUGUUCUGAAUGUGGCAAAUGUUUUGCGAGGAAAUCGGCUCUUAUUAGCCAUCUGAAAAUUCAUUAGGAGAGAAAGCAUUUUUAUUUUCUGAAUAUGGGAAAUAUUUUACUUUUUAACUCAAAUCUUAUUAGGCAUCUGAAAAUCCACACAGGAGAGAAAACAUUUUCAUUUUCUGAAAGUGGGAUCUUAAGAAUCUGCAGCUCUAUAACACUACAUACUUACAUACUAGUGAAACUAGUAUGGUUUAUCCUACUAGAUAUGCCAUAACAUAUGCUGACAUAUGCUCUGAUUCCACUCUACUGCUUUAUGCAAGCAGUUGAAAAUAAAGCACUAAAGUUCUA